CAUGGCGCGGCCAUCAUAGCUUGUAUAUAUAUAUAUCCCAGCACACACACUCAUAUCCCCAUCUCUUUUUUUGAAAAAUUCAGUUUGUUUUUUGUAAAAUGGAAUCUUUAGGAUCAGUUGAAUCUUCCGUCUUUCUUCUGGCGGUUUCUAAUGGUGAUUCGAGAUUUAAGCCUGCUGUGAGAAUUAGUGUUCACUCACUUCAAGCGAAAAGCAAGAAAGUUCUUGCUAGACAGGGGGACCUCCGUCAGCAGAUUGCCAAAAGAAGGAAUUUGGUUUCUUCCAUAAAAUGUAGCAGUUUUGACCAUGAAAUAGACCGAACUUCUCAUGAACAGAGGGAUAGCUCCUUGCCAGAUUCAGAGAGUACUUCAACUAGUGAUGUAAAUAUACUUCAACACCAAAAUAACAAUGUUCUUCCAAGUGGCUAUGUCCAUUCACCUGCAGAUGAAGUACCAGAAAUUUCACCUUCAGCUAUCAGUGGUGGUUAUGCUAAAGAUGAAAUGGAACAUGGACAACGUAUAUCUCCUAAAACAUCUUCCUCUAUUAAGAAUUUGACCAAAGAGUUUAAAGAUAUGGAGAUGAAAUCAGAGAAUGAAAUUAUUGAAGGUUCAGCAGAAUCAACUUUGCCUAAGGUUGAUAAUGUCGAAAAUGAUACUAUGACUGAAGAUGCAAAAUCUGUUCCUUUGGCUGGGGCCCAUGCAAUGAAUAUAAUCUUGGUAGCUGCAGAAUGUGCUCCAUGGUCCAAAACAGGUGGCCUUGGAGAUGUUGCUGGGUCUUUACCGAAGGCUUUAGCUCGGCGUGGACAUCGCGUCAUGGUUGUGGCACCUAGGUACCAUAAUUAUGCUGAACCUCAGUAUACUGGAGUUCCAAAGGUGUAUAAAGUGGAUGGUCAGGAUUUUGAAGUAACGUACUUCCAAGCCUUCAUUGAUGGGGUUGAUUUUGUAUUCAUUGAGAGUCCUAUCUUUCGCCACUUGGAGAAUAACAUAUAUGGAGGAAACAGAGUAGAUGUUUUAAAGCGGAUGGUAUUAUUUUGCAAAGCUGCUGUUGAGGUUCCUUGGCAUGUCCCAUGUGGUGGAGUCUGCUAUGGGGAUGGAAAUUUGGCUUUCAUUGCAAAUGAUUGGCAUACAGCACUGUUACCAGUGUAUCUGAAGGCAUAUUAUCGAGACAAAGGUUUUAUGCACUAUGCAAGAUCUGUUCUUGUAAUUCACAACAUCGCUCACCAGGGUCGCGGACCAGUGGACGAUUUUCGUUAUAUGGAUCUACCAGGACACUACAUUGACCUCUUCAAACUCUAUGACCCAGUUGGUGGUGAGCACUCCAAUAUCCUUGCAGCUGGACUUAAGACAGCAGAUCGUUUGGUUACUGUUAGUCAUGGAUAUGCCUGGGAGCUCAAAACAUCUGAAGGUGGUUGGGGUCUACACAAUAUCAUAAAUGAGAAUGGCUGGAAAAUGAGUGGCAUAGUUAAUGGGAUUGAUGCAAAAGAAUGGAACCCGCAGUUUGAUGUUCACUUGACGUUAGAUGGUUAUACUAACUACUCCCUGGAAACACUAGACACUGGCAAGCCUCAGUGCAAAGCAGCACUACAGAAGGAACUUGGUUUGCCUGUCCGACCUGAUGUUCCUGUUAUUGGGUUCAUUGGAAGGUUGGAUCAUCAAAAAGGUGUUGAUCUCAUAGCUGAGGCAAUUCCCUGGAUGAUUGAUCAGGAUGUGCAACUAGUCAUGUUGGGCACCGGCAGACACGACUUGGAAGAGAUGCUUAGAAAUUUUGAAUGCCGACAUAGUGACAAAGUGAGGGGAUGGGUUGGUUUUUCUGUGCAGACAUCUCACAGGAUAACAGCUGGUGCGGAUAUUUUGCUCAUGCCAUCAAGAUUUGAGCCUUGUGGGCUGAACCAGUUAUAUGCUAUGACGUAUGGGACAGUUCCUGUUGUACAUGCAGUUGGUGGACUGAGAGACACAGUGCAACCCUUUGAUCCAUUUAGUGAGUCGGGGCUUGGGUGGACGUUUGAUAGUGCUGAAAAAAAUAAAUUGAUACAUGCAUUAUGGAACUGCUUGCUCACUUAUCGACAGUACAAGAAGAGCUGGGAAGGACUGCAGAGAAGAGGAAUGACGCAAGACCUCAGCUGGGACCAUGCUGCUGCUAAAUACGAGGAUGUUCUUGUUGCUGCCAAGUACCAGUGGUAAGCAUGACUGCAUUUCAAUAUUUCUGACUUUUUCGCUUUUUGUAUAAGCUUAGAAUGAGAUCCAAUUGUGACCUAAAUGAUAUUAGUGAGUGGAGAAGAUAGUUUUCAAAAGGACCCUCUGAUGCAAGGAAGGGAUAUAUUGGUAGUAACCUGAGUCUGAUUCAGGAGUUAUAAAUACGUCAAUACUUUCUGAUUUUAUCACAUUGGCAGAGGAUUUGUGUGAUAACCAAAUUUUGAUCUUGUGCUCUCUAUUA
Manihot esculenta (cassava) is the source of this 2430-nucleotide messenger RNA. Its product is annotated as granule-bound starch synthase 2, chloroplastic/amyloplastic. The transcript is spliced from 8 exons. Gene Ontology annotation, molecular function: alpha-1,4-glucan glucosyltransferase (UDP-glucose donor) activity. Lineage: Eukaryota; Viridiplantae; Streptophyta; Magnoliopsida; Malpighiales; Euphorbiaceae. Bases 99 to 2177 code for a protein of 692 amino acids. The record is from RefSeq and is a predicted model, not a curated record.